Molecule: messenger RNA, 1434 nt
Organism: Nelumbo nucifera (sacred lotus)
Lineage: Eukaryota; Viridiplantae; Streptophyta; Magnoliopsida; Proteales; Nelumbonaceae
Gene: VDAC4
Product: voltage dependent anion channel 4
Biological process (GO): monoatomic anion transmembrane transport
Cellular component (GO): mitochondrial outer membrane
Molecular function (GO): voltage-gated monoatomic anion channel activity
Source: RefSeq, a predicted model, not a curated record
GACUGCCGUCUUUCUACCUUCCGCUCUAUUUCUCUCUCCAAGUUUUCAUUUUUUUCGCUCCAUUGGUUGCUUGCUUUCUCGCUCGGCUGUAUUAUUAUUACCUCAGCAGCAGCAGCAGUGCUGUUCUUUGCUGUUUCUGUUGUGGAAUACCUUUUCAUUUGGACUAAAGAUGGCCAACAGUCCAGCACCAUUUUCUGAUAUUGGCAAGAAAGCAAAAGACCUUUUAAACAAGGGCUAUAACUUUGACCACAAAUUCACAUUGACAAUGUUGAGUGAUGCUGGAAUGGCAUUAACAGCUACUGGUGUGAAGCGGGAUCAACAUUUUGUUGGUGACAUAAGUACACAGUACAAGAGUGGAUGUACUACUGUGGAUGUAAAAGUUGAUUCUGGUUCUAAUGUCUCAACUACUGUGACGGUCAAUGAAAUCUUCCCAUGCACCAAAGCAGCACUUAGUUUCAAAAUACCUGAUCACAAAUCAGGCAAGGCCUCAACUACUGUAACGGUCACUGGAAUAUUCCCAUGCACCAAAGCAGUACUUAGUUUCAAAAUACCUGAUCACAAAUCAGGCAAGCUAGAUGUGCGGUAUAUUCAUCCUCAUGCUUCUAUCAAUUCUAGCAUUGGAUUGACUCCAACGCCACUUCUGGAGCUGGCUGCAACAAUUGGCAGCAAGGAGCUUGGUUUUGGUGGUGAAAUUGCUUUUGAUACUGCUUCUUCGUCUUUGACUAAAUAUAAUGCUGGAAUUGGCCUAUUCAAACCUGAUUUUUCUGCUGCACUCAUAUUGGAGGACAAGGGGGAAACAUUGAAGGCGUCUUAUGUUCACUUGGUGAAUCCCAUCAAUGGAACUGCUGUUGCUGCUGAAUUGACUCACAGAUUCUCCACCUAUCAAAACAGUUUUACCUUUGGAAGUUCUCAUUCCCUUGACCCCUUUACCAUGGUGAAGACACGAUUCUCUGACAAUGGAAAACUAGCAGUUCUUUGCCAGCGGGAAUGGAGGCCCAAAUCGUUGGUAACUUUUUCAGCUGAGUAUGAUCCCAAGGCAGUCAGUUCGGCCUCCAGGUUUGGUCUCGCCUUAGCACUCAAACCUUAAAAUUAGGGAUACUCUUUUUAUGUUUAAUGAACUUUUAUUAUAAUUUUUUAAACCCGAGGUGGGUUUUCACUCAGUUGCUUCGAGAAACAAAGUUGGUUUAUGAUUUUUUUUUCCCUGAAGAAAAAUGGUGGGAGAAGUUGAACCCAAUUUUGGAUGAAAUUCAUAUAGUGAUUGUUUAUUAUUUUUUUGCAUCCGAAACUGAAAAAUUGCUACGUUUACAUGAUGUGCGAUGCAUAUCACGAGAUAUCUUUGUUUAUGACACUAUUGUCAUUCCAAGAAUCAUGUUAUUGUAGAAAUAUUUGAGUUCUUUUAUUGUUUGCUCAGUAAGAACCGUGUCUUUAGGCCUA